Molecule: messenger RNA, 435 nt
Organism: Rasamsonia emersonii CBS 393.64
Lineage: Eukaryota; Fungi; Ascomycota; Eurotiomycetes; Eurotiales; Trichocomaceae
Exons: 4
Coding region: 1-435 (144 amino acids)
Biological process (GO): mitochondrial electron transport, cytochrome c to oxygen; mitochondrial electron transport, ubiquinol to cytochrome c
Cellular component (GO): mitochondrial intermembrane space
Molecular function (GO): heme binding; electron transfer activity
Source: RefSeq, a predicted model, not a curated record
AUGGCUAUGGAGAUCGUCUGCAUGCUCUAUGCGAUCGAGGAUCGCGAAGCCAUGCUAGAGUCCCUUGAACAGGCCAACAAGCCCAAUGCCAAAAAUCAGAAGGCUGACAAGCUUGCUUCCCCAGGUGACGCCAGCAAGGGUGCCAACCUGUUCAAGACUCGUUGCGCUCAGUGCCACACCGUCGAGGCUGGUGGCUCCAACAAGACCGGUCCGAACCUGCACGGCCUGUUUGGUCGUAAGACUGGUUCCGUCGAGGGUUACUCCUACACCGAUGCCAACAAGGCUGCUGGCCUCACCUGGGAUGAGAACACUCUGUUCGAGUACCUCGAGAACCCCAAGAAGUACAUUCCCGGUACCAAGAUGGCUUUCGGUGGUUUGAAGAAGGCCAAGGACCGCAACGACCUGAUCACCUAUCUGAAGGAGGCGACCGCCUAA